AUGGUUUUGUGGCUGCCAUCUUUCUUGCAAGCAACAAAUACUUCUCGCAGCACUCAAAUCUUAGCCAAGCACAUUAAAAUCAAUAAUGAAUUAAAGCCUCAUAUUCCAGUUAAAGAAAUACUUGCUCAACGAUUUAAAAAUCAAAGAAUACAUGCAGUUUCUGUUGAUUAUGAUAGCUCUACAAAUUCUAAAACAAAAGUUCUCAAAGAUCCCGUCUGUUCUAAUGGUUUUGUGGCUGCCAUCUUUCAUGCUUAUAACAAUCAUCAACAUUUGCGCUUGAGUCCUGAUGAUGUUUGGCUUACAAUUGCUCAAGGUGUUAGUCGUCAUAUUAAUUAUAACGCUGAAAAAUUUCGUUCAAGAUUUGUUAAUCAUGAAGGAAAAAAAGAUAUUAAAGUAUGGGGCGGAGAUAUUUUAUACGAAACUUCUCAUAAUACUCUUGAAGGUGAUUGGGCAGAAAUUUUAAAUAGAUUGGUAGCGAAAGUUGAUGAAUGCGUAGAAAAAAUUGACCUAGCAGAGUUAUUAAUAUGUGAUUUUUCAACUACAACAACAAAUUCAUUGACGGCAAGUCGAAUUGUAUUAUUAGAUACUGUUAAGGCCUACUUUAGGUAUAUUGUGAUAUUGUCGUGUGGAAUUCCAAAAGUUACUCUUGAAGGCACUCUCGAAGAUUGGAUAAAAAUUCAAGAGAGAGUUAUACAAUUAAGAAAAUUAAAUUUAGAAUUGGAUUUUUGGCUGGAUCGUCUUGACCCUGUGAUUCGGAAUUUAGUAGCCACUUAUCGUGGUGAAAUUGAUGAAGACUUUUGGAGUAAGAUUAUUAAUAUACAUGUAAGCUAUGGUUCAGGAGGCGAUUCGCAUUCAUCUGUUACAGGAUGGAUUUUAGGUUUUUUUCCAUAUAAUAGUGGAGGAACAGCUAUACAUAGCAAUAGCUUAGGACUUGAUGAUUUUCCGCACGGCACUGUUGGAGUUCCUUUUAUUACUGAUUGUGGUCAUUCUUUAAAGUUUAUUGCUGGAUUUAUCGGCGCUAAUCAAGAAAUUUCUGGUGGUGAAGCGAUCGUUUCUCCUGUGAUUGGAUGGUCUAUUAUCGAUGAUGACUCUAAUGAUCCUCAAAGCGAAGAAAACGUUUGGAUUGCUGAAAAUAAAUGGAGAGACAAUCUUCUCCAGAAUGACUUUGAUUUACCGGUACUUGAUAUUAUAUGGGACGAAAAUAAUAACUCCAAGCCAUUUUGA
This is a messenger RNA of Racocetra persica, 1224 nucleotides long. The record is from the annotation of a GenBank genome assembly. NCBI's taxonomy places the organism in Eukaryota, Fungi, Glomeromycota, Glomeromycetes, Diversisporales, Gigasporaceae.